CAAACCUCCAACCCUCCCCUUCAACGCAUGCGAACCGCGUGCAAUCAUCCUCCCACGUCCAGGCGACGAAAGCCGCGAAUAUUGAAGCAGGCUAUUCGUUUAGCUUGACGCCCUGGUUUUUUUCCGUAUCCCACAUUUGCUCGCAAAACCCCGACGCACAGACAUAUUGCCGGGAUAUCGACAGCCGCACGAACCUCCAGAACGCGGCGACGUCAAGCAGGAGACGAUUCGCGGAACUCGCGCAAACAACGAUAUCGUCUCUGGAGCGACAUUACUAGGGAGCAACAUUAUUAGAUGAAAUCGACACUAUUGGCGAUAGUUCCUUCGCGACCUCAGGCCACAUCUUAUCAUGGCCUCGAGAUACUCGCGAUACGAUCCCGACAGGCGGUCCAGGUCGCCUAGAGAUCGUUCGCCAGGUCGCUUUGACCCAGACAGGCGCCGGCCACCCGUCGAUGUAAGAUCUAAUGCGCCGGGCUUCCCGUCCGCGCGCGAUGAUUUUGGCGACCCCCCACGAAGAGAGCCGCCUAGAGGGCCUCGAGCUCUUGUCGACCCCCCCAGUGGACCGCGCGGUGGAUUUGGCGGCGAUUUCAGAGGCGGCCGUGGCCGUGGCAGGGGAUGGGCACCACGCGACGACAGCAGAGAUCGUGGCAGGGACAGAGAUCUAGAUUUCCGGGAUCGAUAUCGCGAUGAUCGGAACAGGGACCGUGACGGGCGCCCCUGGCCGCCGCGAGACCGCGACCACCGGCCACCGUACCCUCCGCGUGCGCGAUCGCCACUUGGGCGACCUCGUUCACCCCCAGACUUCCGCGACAGAGACAGAGAUGGACCUCCAGGACCCGACACGGAUAGGCCCCGACGCAACUCGCGAGACGGGCCGCCCUUUGUGGGUGCGUCGCCUCCCUCGGACAAACCCCAUUUCGACAUGCCUAGAGGCCGCGGCGGGUUCCGAGGCAGAGGUCGUGGGCGAGGUGACUGGGGCGCCGACCGUGGCCGUGGCCGAGCGCCUUUCGACGACCGAGGAGAUCGAUAUAUACGGAGUCGUUCCCAAGAAGGCCGACAGUGGAACCGCGAGCGUGAGGAGAGAGAACGCAUGGACAGGUUUGCCGACCCUGAACCGAGGCGCGACCCCCGAGAUGAUCGCGAUCGAGGUCCUGGCCCUGCUCCUGCGCCUGAGCGCGAGUUGUUUCGCGCCAAAAUGGAGGCUCGCGCCGCACCAGCCCAGGAGGGCCUACCGCAGUCUAGGGACGUUUCGCCUCCCCCGGUUGCGCCGUCCGCCCCAGCUUUUGGCUUGGUGCCCAAUCGAUCGGAUGUGCAAGGCGGACCUGGUGGCAUGAGUAGACCUCCCCCAACAGGUCCAAGGGCUUUGAGUGACCGGCAAGGUCAGGAGCCUCCGAGCGGGCCCUCUAGGAUGACAGACCACCAGGCUGUCCCCCCUUCAGGGCCACGUCACCAAACGCCCAAGCCGCAGCGAUCUACGAGUAACCAAUGGAUCAACCCGAAUUAUAGGAGAUCGCCCCAAAUGGCCAGAGCGCAAAGCUUUGCGCAGCCACGUCCAGCGCAUUCUCGGCCGGAAAGCUCGCAGUAUGACUAUUCGUACGACGACAGGCGACCGCGAAGUAGCGCUUCAAGGGGUGCUAUGGACUCGUUUGAGUGGGAGAAUCGCAGGCGAAGUCACAACAGUGUCGAGUCUGGCGAAAUCAUGAACCGUUCUGAUGACGAUAACCUUGAGAAGCCAGAGACGCACCACAGGCGUAGCAUGGAUGAGCCGAAUUCGAGAUACCUACCGAGCACGUCGGACCGCAAACCUGAGCCGCCUAAAGAAACUACCGAGCCUUCCAAGCCCCGGCAGCAGGGUCGAGUCGGCUUGAAAUCUGUUCGAUUCGCCAGGCGACGAGAAGUCAUACAACCCAAGGUCAUGCCUGAUCCGGACACGGAUUCCGAUGAGGAGGACUUGGGCGACUUUUUCAACCUCCAGAUCGAGCAGACGGAGGCGGAACUCAGCAAGCUGAAGAAGCCGGAGCUUCCGUUGGAGGUGGUGGCUCGUUUUGCAUCAACGUCCCACAGUGCCAUGGUGAAGAUUCUGAAUGAGCCGCAUGGCUUGGUGGAUGUUCUAGGGGAGAUCCCCAAAGAGCCUGCCAAGCCGAAUGACCAGGAGGUCUUGGUCGCGCAGCCCGCCAAGUCAUCAGUUGUUCUCAAGGAGGAAACGGCUGAUGUGCUAAUGGCGGAUGCUCAGACCGAGCCACCAGCGAGACCGAAGGAGGAGGAACAGCAGGCAAGGCUGGAAGAGACAGUCGUGCAGCCCAAGGCGACGAGCGACGGUCCUAUUGAGUCUGAUCUGAUGGAGGUCGACAAGUCAACGCCCGCAAAGCGAAAAACACCUGUUCCGGGCGACCAGCCAGCAGAGAAAACGGAUUCGGAAGCGGCGUCGGCUCAAGAGGUCAUCUUCGAGACCACGGAGGUGACGCCAGAAAAGGCUGCCGCAGAGGUCGAGGCCGAAUCUAGGAAAGUCGCAGCCGAGGAGAGUCUUUCUACAGAAAAGAAACCCUGGGCUGGUCCCGAUCAUGACCAAUCACCCAAAGUGCCCAGCACGCCGUCUCAAGUUGAGGACGACGGCGACGAUGAAGAAACCGAGACGGAGGAGGAGGAUGGCUACGUGGACAUGGAUGUCAUGCGCGGCCACAUGCUCACGCCGCCACUGGAGGAUCUGCCUCGUUUCGACGUCGAGCCAUUCAAUGGGGCAGAAGACCUAAUGACAUUGGACGACAACACUGACCUGAAUGCUUACAUUCUCCAGCACCUCGAAAAGGUCCAUCUCGACAAGACUGCUGAGCAGGAGCACGCACGGGCACAGUACGCGGAGGCUUAUCAUGCAUAUCUCAAGUUCACCUUGUCUGAUGAUCCCGUUGCCAUCAAGGUCCGUGACAAGCUUUCUGUUGCGGCGCCCAGCACAGAGGUCGUCAAUCCAGCUACACCAGAGCCAGCUAAACCCGAAGGCCGCAGCGCGCGGCGCUUCGGAUCGGAGAGAGAUUUGGAACUGGCGUUGCAGGCCUCUUUGCAGGAGCAAACUGAACGCGAAGAGCGAGAAAAGAAGACGCAGAGCGGGAAACAUCGCGGCGACAAGGAAGCCGAGAUUCCAGACAUGUACUGGGGCACUGAAGAGCAAAUGAAGGAGCAAUUCUUCGACACUUCAGGCUGGGUGCCGUCUAACCGUCUUGUAUCUACAUGGGAAGUGCUGCCCCCUACAAACAACUUCACGCCAGAGGAGGCAGAGCUCUUUGAGAAGAGAUAUCUUGAGCUGCCUAAGCAAUGGGGCAAGGUGGCUGAAGUUGUACCGAACCGUGACUUUGGUACUUGCAUUCAGUACUACUAUCUCAUGAAGAGGGAGCUCAACCUCAAGGAGAAGCUGAGGCGCCAGCCUAAGAAGCGCAAGAAGGGACGGGGCAAGCAGAGGUCCAGCGCGCUUGUAUCCGAGCUUGGCAAUGGAGAAGGCGAUGCAGACGACAAUACCACUGAGACUGGAGAGAAUGGCGAGACUCGACGCCGUCCACGCCGCGCGGCCGCGCCCACUUGGAAUUUCGAGCAGCCAGCCGUUCUACUGGAGACUGAGUCGGCAACGCCAGUAACCACGCCUGGUGGCCGACGAGGAGCUUCGGCCGCAGGUAAAUUGGACCAGCCUGACAAGCCAGACGGGCGGAAGAGAGGGCGAAAAACGGCCAAAUCAUCGGAACCGAAGAUUGCCAAACCUAAUCCCACCCUGGCUGCCGCGCCUGGUCCGGGGCAAACUCUGGCUCCUGUGCCAGGGCGCGCGCGCGCGCGCUCUGAUGUGAAAGGGCAACCGCAGCAGCCGCAGCCGCAGCAACCUCAACAACAAACACAGCUGCAGCAACAGAGGCAGCCGCCACAGGCACAGCAGCCAUUCGAGUUUCAGGGCGGCAUGCCCGGAGAUGUGCACCGCUUGCCCGCUCACUACGAGCAGCAACAGCCCAUUGGCAUGCAACCACCAUAUUCUAUCAACCAGCCGUCGAUACAAGCACAGCAGCAACAUCAACCACCGCAGUCGACGCAAACGCUCGAUCGAUCGCAACCUAUGCCGACGACCUCGUCCAUGGCAGAAGUCAUCGCCGCCCCUGCACUGCGGCCCGAGCCCCCAGCAUUACAGCAGUCGAGCUUAGCUGGGCCCUUCACCCAUGGACUGACGCAGUCUGACCGCAAGAACCCGGCGCAAGCAUCGAGCUACUGGAGCGUGUCUGAGUCGAAUGAUUUCCCGGGCAAUCUGCGUGCGUUUGGCUCGGACUGGACAGCCAUCGCGGCCCACAUGGGCUCCAAGACGGCAGUCAUGGUUAAGAACUAUUACGUCCGCCAAAAGGAAGGUGGCAAGAAUGAGUGGGAGAAGCUCGUUCGCGAGGCUGACAGUCAGCGAAUGCGCGGAGAAAAGCGACCAGACCCACCGAUACCGUCGACAAGCGGUCGCGGCAGGCGAUAUGACGGGUACGGCAACUCACGUCCGAUAGCAGCAGCGCCUGGUGGAGGCAUAGAACUCGCGCCUGAGGGCGUCGGACACCCUCUGGAUGGCGGCCAACCGCAGCAGGUCAGGACUCAGUUUGGCGCGUACAGUGUUCCCAUUGCACAGGCACCCGCUUCUCAUCAGCAGCAGCAACCGCAACCACUGGCUCCAGGCGUGCCAAAAUCCAUGUCCAUGCAGCCCCAGCCAAACGUCUCGCAGGCCAUGUCUCCGAACGGCGGGCCAACCCUCCGCGACCCUUCACAAUACAACCUUGCCGACAGAGAGCGUGAGAUAGAGCGCGAGCGCGAGCGGCACAGAGAACGGGAAAUGGAACGAGCACAACAGCGUGUGCCACUGCCUGGCAAGUCCGUCGGUCCCAUGGACACAGCUCGACGCGGGCUCCCCGGACAACCGCUCCACUCUAGCAGAGUGGAAGUGAUGCCAGAACGCUCGCAGCAGAUGGACAUGCUGCAUCAUCAACAGCAGCACCGAGAAAGGGAGCGUGAGAGGGAGCGUGAGCUAGAGCGCGAGCGCGAGAGAGAGGAGCAGCGAGAAGUGAUGGCGAGGCAAGCAGACAGACGUGGGGUCCCCGUCAAGGCCGAGCCUGACAUGUCUCAACGCGCGCCCCUCGACCCCUAUAGCAGGAUGGGUCACCAACAUCGGCCCGAGCCGCCUCGACAUGACCCCCUGUCGUUGUCUAGACAUGCUCAAGAGCCUCCUCGUCAUGGGCCGCCUCCAGCAUACUCCUCCGCGACUCACUCCGCGCCGCCUCCUCACCGCGGCUUACUGGGUGAGCAAUCCAGUGCACGAUCGCCGCCCCCCAUGGGACAUGCAAACGGGCCCCCAACCUCACGACCCAUGUCGGCGCUUCAGCACCGGCACUCGUCCAGCUCGGCACCAGACGUCUACGGCCAGCCUCCACCGCAAGCCUCGACGCCCGUUCCGGCUGCCGCGGCGGCCAGGGCACCUGAACCUCGCAAGUCGACCAUCAUGUCCCUGCUCAAUGAUGACAACGAUGCACCGACCCCUUCCAAGCGCGUCAGCGAUCUUGCCGGCUCUGGGAAAUCGUCCACGCCGCCGCCUCAGGGCGUGGGCCGCUCACCCGCGGCGUCUCAACCCCCGCAACACAUGCGUCGCGACUCUGGCCCGUACUCGCCCUUUGGUCGUCCACCUUCGACCUCGGCACCGGGCAUGCCAUCCCUGAAGCCCACGUACAGCGGCCCCCCUAGUCAGCCGUCCAGAUCAGCUUUGAGUAUGUCUGUGGAUCCACCCCAGACGGAGAGGGACUACUUCCGACAGCAGCAAGGAUAUCACCCAAGCAGCGCCAACGAGUCUCCACAGCCGACGCCUCCCCAGUAUGGCGCUUCAGGGAGAGGGCAAGGUCCCCCAGGCUAUCCGACAUCGUUCGGCGGCAGCAGCGGUGGUGGUGUCUCGCAAGCUCCCACUGCGUCUUCCCCGCCACCACAGUACCCCAUGCACGCGAUCUCACAUUCCCGUGACAUGGGACACGGCGCGCGCGAGCAAUGGCAGCAUCAAGGGAAUCAGCCACCUCCUCAGCAUGGCGGCUGGGGAAGAGAGCCACCCAAAUCCUCUCAGCCACCUCACCAAGCACACGCGUGGGCAGGCCAUCCAGGCCCUGGGACUCCCAAGGCCAGUUCAUCUUCAGGUAUGUGGCCUGCGCCGCCGCCGCCACAACAACAACUGCAGCAGCAGCAGCAGCAGCCGCCGCAAGCUCACCCUGGGAUGCGUGACGAAAGGGGACCACAUAUGUAUGGAUCUCAGCAGCAGCAGCAGCAGCAGCAAGCUCCGCCCCCUCAACACCAGAUGCAAGGACGCUAUGGGCCACCUCCCAACAGAGGGCCUGAUCACGUCCCGUCCCCCGCUCAAGCAUAUGCUCGAUACGCCUCGACGCCAGGACCCGGACCCGGCCCAGGGCCGCCGCCUCGAGAUACCAGAGACAUGCCUGGCCGAAGCUACACGCCAGUAUCAUAUGACGGCCGGGGGCAUCCACCACCGCAGGGCUACCAGGGCGACAUGCAAAUGCGCGAUCCUAGGGAGCAGCCGCCAGCGCAGUCCCGCGAUCCCAGGGACAUGAUGGGCAGGGGUCUACGGCCGCCGCCGUCAGAAUAUGAUAGGCAUCCGGAAAACUACGGGAGAUAGAAACCCCUUCCGGCAGGAGAUGACGAGGGUUGCGGAAUGGGAAGUGAUAUAAUUUUUCGACCGCAGUUCUUGUAUUUGCCCAAUGUAAAGGUGAAGUAUGGAUGAGAAAGAGGCCGCCGUUCUAAGGCUUGAUGCUCUGACUGCCAAGUUUGCAGCCGGGAGCGAGGGCGAGUAAUGAGUUCACGCACUCUCAUUGCGGUCAGUCUAGAGUGGAGCGAUUGUACAUUGGCAAGGCAACAUCAUGGGCUACCAUUGGAGGUGUACGUGUAGAUGUGCGGAUGGCGUCAGGAGUGCUUGGCCUGGGUUGGCAUGACAAUGGGAAUUAAGCGAAAUGU
This is a messenger RNA of Emericellopsis atlantica, 6999 nucleotides long. Its product is annotated as myb-like DNA-binding domain-containing protein. Bases 350 to 6664 code for a protein of 2104 amino acids. Lineage: Eukaryota; Fungi; Ascomycota; Sordariomycetes; Hypocreales; Bionectriaceae. The record is from RefSeq and is a predicted model, not a curated record. Gene Ontology annotation, biological process: regulation of transcription by RNA polymerase II. The transcript has 3 exons. Gene Ontology annotation, cellular component: Set3 complex.